Molecule: messenger RNA, 687 nt
Organism: Symbiodinium necroappetens
Lineage: Eukaryota; Dinophyceae; Suessiales; Symbiodiniaceae
Source: the annotation of a GenBank genome assembly
AUGGAGGCGGAUGGUGGCGGUUGUGCCUCUCGCUGGGGCGCCACCACCAUGUACAAAGGAGCCCUGGGCAAUCUCGCGCUCCAUAGCCUUGAAAGCCUUGAACUCAUUCAUUGGAAUUCUUGCAACUGUACGAAAGCUUGCAUGUUUGUCGACUGCAAGCGAGAGCCGGGACUGGGCCCAACACCGCCGACGGCUUUCGUCACUCACCUCUCCAACCACAAAGUUCUAGAGGAUGACAACAUCUUCCUCCACUUUCAGGGCGAGAACCUGGCACCAGACGGUAUGCAGGACUCGCAGUGGCGAGAGCGGCUGUAUAUGCCCACAAGUGCCGACGGAGCGGUGCUUUGUUAUCAUCGCUGGUUGGAGCAGUUCUCUGAAGGUGGCAUUGUCUGGGCUCGGCAGCGUGAGCGCAGGCAGUGGGCAAGCAAGUUUGAACUCCUCGAGCGGCGCUACUCCCACACGGAGCAUUGCUCCAGCUGCUUGAAUGCACUCCAUGCGGCGGACACGCUGGGGAAGCUGGCUGAAGUGACUGUGCUUUUGGGCGUAUUGAGCAUCUCUUUGUUUCCAAGCUUUGCGUGGCCCUUGGCGGCGCUGACAUUGCUGAGCUACAUGAUGAAGCAGGCUUGCAGCGGCCUGCAGCAGCAGCUCACGGUGGGAGAGUAUCCGCCUCCCAGAAACCAAGAGUGA